Messenger RNA from Magnolia sinica, 1081 nucleotides. RefSeq lists its product as uncharacterized. Bases 95 to 739 code for a protein of 214 amino acids. Gene Ontology annotation, molecular function: protein binding. The transcript has 2 exons. NCBI's taxonomy places the organism in Eukaryota, Viridiplantae, Streptophyta, Magnoliopsida, Magnoliales, Magnoliaceae. The record is from RefSeq and is a predicted model, not a curated record.
UGGCUGGAGAGACGAGAUCGAGAGGGUGGAAGGGAGGGAUCGUUGCUGGCUCGCGAACGAGAGAGAGAGAGAGAGGGAGCGAGCAUAACUCGUGAUGCCUCCUCCGCCAGAUUUCAUAAUCCAGGCGGCCCUCCUGUUACUCGCCGUAAUUUUCUUAUUCGUUCUCCAAACCGUCCCCAAGCGCGUCUUUGCUAACCUGCGCCGGAGGGGCCGCUCCACCCUCCAGGCCAAGCGCCACUUCGUUGCUGGGGCCCAGCUCCUGGCCCGGGCCCGCUCCUCACCCAACCCCACCACCUCCUUCUCCCUCGCCAAAUCCGCCUCUGCCGAAGCCGAUCUCGCCCUCUCCUUUGAUCCCAAAGACGCCGCGGCUCACAUCCUCAAAUCCCUAGCCCUCCAUCUCAUGGGCCACAAAUCCUCCGCCCUCCGUUCACUCGACACCGCCCUCUCCCCUCCCUCUUCCAAAUCUCUCUCCGAUGCCGAGCGCGCCGACGCCCUCGUCAAGCGUGCUGAGCUCCAGAUCGAAGUCAACCGCCGCCGUCGGACCGAUGCUGCUGUUUCCGACCUUGUCGAGGCCAUCGGGCUCACCAGCGGGAAUUUGAAGGCGUACUGCCUGCUCGGGAGCUGCUAUGAGCACAAGGGGAUGAAAGAGGAAGCAAGAGAGGCGUAUGAGUCAGCGGUCAGGAUCGACGAGACAUCCACGUUGGCCUGUGAUGGACUGAAGCGGCUGGCAUCGGAUUAGCGGCUUUUUCCGAACAGAUCUUUCAGGUGGGGCACACCAUCAACAUGGUCGAUUCCGUUCUUUAUGUGGGCCACCUUUGUAUGAUGAAAUUGGAUGAUUUGAGUGGGCGGAUCGACUCAAUUUUUGUCAUGGCGGAUAUUCAUGGUGGGGCCUAUCUGAUGAAUGGCCCGGGUCUCUUGUCGGAUUGUGCUGCCUGGGCACCUUUUCAAUCUCCAUUAGCAUGAAUUGCCUGCUGAUUUUUAUUUUUGUUAAGGGUAGCUUGGAUGCCUGUAAAAGUUUUAAGGUGUAAAGUGUUUACAGUCUCUUUUAUUUGGCUUUAAGUGGUAAAGUGUUUAUAAGUAA